Suillus subaureus is the source of this 1191-nucleotide messenger RNA. RefSeq lists its product as uncharacterized. The coding region runs from base 1 to 1191 and encodes 396 amino acids. Lineage: Eukaryota; Fungi; Basidiomycota; Agaricomycetes; Boletales; Suillaceae. The transcript has 15 exons. The record is from RefSeq and is a predicted model, not a curated record.
AUGGGGGAACUGGAAACAGCUCAACAUUUUAUUUACAUCACACAGGUCUACUUUUGCUAUGCUGUCGUUGUCUGGGACUGGGCCAUUAGCUUGCCUAGAGAAUGGCGUUUUAUCUGGAAGACUCAUUGGACGCCCGUCAAGACUGCAUAUCUCUUCUGUCGCUACUGGGUUAUUGCCGUCGUUCCGUAUCUUUUAUAUGCUUUUGUCACCAACCACACCGAAGCAGAGUGCCAGAGAAUUUACAAGAUUCCUGUCGCAUUGGCCAUGUGGAACCAAGUUGGGUCCGAGUCUGUUCUGCUCAUUCGUACUUACGCGUUUUUCAACCGUAAUAACUACCUACUGGCAGCACUUAUAUGUGCGCUGGCUGGUGUUGUCGGGUAUCAACUUUUUGUCGAUACUUCUGAAAUGAUGCUUCUUCCGUUUGUCACUCCGCCCUUUACGGAAGGGCCAUGUUUCCCCAUUUCUAGGCCCCAUUCGGCUCACUUGCUCGGUUUCUUCAUUGCCCCACUUCUGUUCGACACUAUAGUUACUGCUAUCACUGUCUGGAAAGCAUUUGCAAUUCGCCGCCGCAGUGGUGGACCAAGUAGCAAACUCAUUCAAACUUUCCUUCGAGAAGGUGUCUUUUACUACAUUCUCAUCUCUAUUGCCAACUUGAUCAAUGGAAUUUUCUACCUUCAACCUCGUCAAGUGAUAUCUGCGCUCAACAUCCCACUGAGCGUUAUGAUGGCGCCAUUGUUGGCAUGUCGUUUGAUCCUUGAUCUUCGUGAACGUGGCGCAGAGACCGUUUCCCAUUCAGAAGGAACGGGCGUUAGCGCAUUCGCAACAAAAUCCGGUGUGAUUACCUCCAAUACUGGUCACCGCGGAAAGCCUAGCCGCGGACGCCACCGCGGCCCAGGCUCAACGAUCACUUCAAACGUUAUGUUGAGCACUAUAGGAAGCAUUCCGCCCGAUCUUGAAGCAGCUGAGGUGGAGCUUGACGAGAUGCACUUUGAGCUCGGGAUGGGCUAUGGUGGAGAUAGCACACGCUCACUGGGUUCGGUGGAAAAUGCCACACCAGCCCCCGCCUACAACUCGAUUGAAAUGGGGUUCAACGCUCGGCCAGGAAGUGUGACUGACGAAAGUGGAGCAGCUGGCAUGUCGUCCGUCUCAGGGAUUAGGAUUGACAUAGAGAAGACGACGUCCACGAUAUGA